Molecule: messenger RNA, 6882 nt
Organism: Haliotis rufescens (red abalone)
Lineage: Eukaryota; Metazoa; Mollusca; Gastropoda; Lepetellida; Haliotidae
Product: protein mono-ADP-ribosyltransferase PARP3-like
Exons: 11
Coding region: 142-1743 (533 amino acids)
Cellular component (GO): site of double-strand break
Molecular function (GO): NAD+ poly-ADP-ribosyltransferase activity
Source: RefSeq, a predicted model, not a curated record
CAUGUAUAGACAUGUCGGGCCGGCCGGUAUAUACAGCGAUAGAGCCGAGCUAAGACUCUAGCUGCCGGUUGUCUACCAGCCUGCUGAUAUAUCUCUCCAAACAACCGUUGUCUUACUAUAAGAUAACAGGACAUCAUCAACAUGCCUCCAAAGAGAAAGGGCGGGAAGGCAAAGGGCAAAGCUGGAGGCAAGAAGGCCAAGGUGGAGGUGGAGGUGGAGGAAGAGGAAGAGACGCCUACGCUGAAGGACACCAUCAAGACGCUGAAGGCUGCAGAUGCGGGCAAGAAGAAAUCCCACAAGCCUGACAGCUUCAUCCCAGGGAGUGCCUCCUAUGACGUGGAGGGGGAUUAUGACUGCAUGUUGAACCAGACGAACAUCGGCUUCAACAACAACAAGUACUACGUGAUACAGGUGCUGAGCAAUUGUGGCAAGUACUACAUCUGGAACAGGUGGGGCAGAGUGGGGGAGUCUGGUGCCAAUGCUUUGAAGGGACCAAUGGAGCUGGCUGCAGCAACAAAAGAUUUUGAGAAGAAGUUUCAGGACAAAACCAAGAAUAAAUGGGCCAACCGUGGCAGCUUCAACCCCGUGCCAGGAAAGUACACGCUCAUCGAGAUGGCCAAUGAUGAUGAGGAGGACGAAGUGGAUGCUCCUGCCAUGGUUGACACAAAGGGAAGAAAAGUAGCAGACAGCACUCUAGAUACCACCACACAGAAACUGGUCAAUCUGAUCUUCGAUCUUGACAUGUUCAAAGACGCCAUGAAGAGCUUUGACAUCGAUGUGAAGAAGAUGCCGCUGGGGAAGCUGAGCAAGACCCAGAUAGCUAAAGGCUUCGAGGUGUUGGAGGAGAUCGAAGAUGAACUGAAGAAGAGCAAGCCUGCAGCGGCCAAACUUAGGGAGCUGUCGUCCAGGUUCUACACAGUGAUUCCGCAUGACUUCGGUCGCAAGAUUCCCCCAUCUAUUGCCGACUCAGAGACUCUCCAGAAGAAAAUGGACAUGUUGUCGGUGCUGGGAGAUAUCGAGCUGGCUCAAAGCCUACAGAAAGACAAGGACAAGGCUAUCGCAGCUUCAAAGGAUGCAGCUAUCCCCAACCCCAUUGAUGUCAACUAUCACCUUCUCAAGUGUGGCCUUGAAGUUGUUGAUCCUAAGUCUGAGGAAUUCAAGGUUCUCAACAAGUACAAGGAUUCCACUGAAGGCUACAGGAAGGUCAAGAUUCAGCACAUCUGGAAGGUCAAUAGGGAUGGCGAGGAUUCUCGGUUCGCAGUUCAUAACAAACUUGACAACAGGAAGCUGCUUUGGCAUGGAACCAAUGUGGCCGUCGUUGCAGCCAUCUUGAAGAGCGGUCUGCGUAUCAUGCCACACAGUGGUGGCAGAGUAGGGAGGGGCAUCUACUUCGCCUCCGAAAACGGGAAGUCUGCUGGCUACGUCGGCACCAAUGGCAAGACCGGCAUCAUGUUCCUGAAUGAAGUCGCCCUCGGCAAGGAGAAGCACAUCGACCGAGACGACUGCAGCCUUGUUACGGCCCCAAAAGGAUUUGACUCCAUUGUGGCCAAGGGGCGGACCGAACCAGACCCCAAGCUGGACACUACCCUGACCAUUGAUGGCGCCACGGUGACCGUCCCACAAGGCAAGCCCACGCACCAGUCCAAGUUUGCUGGGAGUAGUUUUUCCCAAAGUGAAUACCUCAUCUACAAGGAGAGUCAGAACCGCAUCAGAUACUUGCUGCUCAUGGAGUUCUCCUACUGAACAUCGGCUCAGGAACUGAUUUAACAUCACCAUUAGCUUAACAUCACCUGCUAAACAUCAACAUCAGCUCUCUUAAACAUCACCUUAAUUUUGUUGUUGAAACCUCAACAUCAGCUUUAACAUCACCAACUGAACAUCAACAUCACCUUUAACAUCACCAACUGAACAUCAGCUUUAACAUCACCAACUGAACAUCAACAUCAGCUCUAACAUCACCAACUGAACAUCAUAAUUCUUCAUGUCUCGCUAGAACCUCCAGCCGUGUAACAUCAUCCACUGAACAUCCGUCAUGUUCAAAGCAUUUAACUUUUACUCAAAAAGAGGUUUCACCCAACAUCAAUUGUAAAAAUUAAUUUCAGGUAUCAGUAGGUAUUGCAGUAUGAUAAGUAUCAUAAGCAUAUCACGUUACAGGUACAGGUACUGGCACACAUGUGUGAAGAUGUAUGCACUGUAAAGUCAAAUCGUAGCAUGUCUACAUGCUUACUUACUUACAAUACAGAUGAAAACAAUGGAGAGAAAUGGUUGAAAGAUUAAGAGUUGACAAUAUCAUUACAAUUGUUAGAGUUUCAAAUUGAUAUAUAUAUGUUGGUAUUUUAAAACAUAUUUUACCUUAAGUGUUAUAUACAGAUAGUUUAUGACUGUUUUCCCUGAAUAUCUUAGUUGAUAUUCUUUGUUAAUAGUCGUAAUUACUUGUUGAUAUUCAUACGUUUAUAGUCGUAAUUACUUGUUGAUAUUCUUUGUUUAUAGUCGUAAUUACUUGUUGAUAUUCAUACGUUUAUAGUCGUAGCUCCUUGUUGAGGUUGUGAGCUCAAACCAAGUGCCAUUAUUUUCUUGUGUAGUGAUUCUAGUUUAAAUAACAGGUUCUUGUUAUUUCCUUGUUAUGCAAGUCAUAAUAUUUCAUCAUUUUGCAAGUUCAAUAUUUACUCCUGUUACUAAUAUUAACAUUUUAUCCUUAAUUUGUAUUCUCGGUUUCCAUUUUAGCUUUCAGUAAACAAUAAUCUUAACUGUUGUAAAAAACUUUUCAAUUUGUUGUAUAUUUCUUUAGACUCUUUAAGAGUUGAUUUUUCAAUGGUAUUUGGUAUGAUAUUAAAUAUUUAUCUCAUUCCUGUAUAUUUGAAUUUGUUUUACUUGCAUAUUUGUUGUUUACUUGUUUUCUUAAGACAUGUUUUUGUGAAGAACAAUCAUUUUUUUAAUAAAUAUAUCUCUUAUUUAAUUUUCAUUUAAGGUUACAUCAACCCCUUUUUUAUGUUACAUCAUAUAUAUUAUUUGUUUAAAACCAAUUUUUUUUUAAUAUACUACUCCACUUUUGACAGGGAUAUUUUUAUCAUGACACACAAAACUGAUUAUCAUAUGUCACGUGUAUAUUUAAAUAAAAUGACAUAUCUGAAUAUCCUUAUCAAAGGUUGAGUGGUAUAAUAGUUGUAUUGUAUUUCAUAACAAGAAACAGCAAACUUUGUUUUUGUUCAUUUCUAAAUUGCAUAAUACUAGUGUCAUGAAACAUAAAGGACCCAUUUCCUGGAAGUAUUGUACCAUCCUCAUCAAUCAAGGACCAUGGCAUUUCUAUAAAUAUUCAUAUUUUCAGGAAAUAUUUUUGCAUUUAUCAAUCUGAAAAUAACCCCGUUUUUAUAGGGCAAAUGGUGUAUGAAAAUUAAGGCUUUUGUGCCUGAAAAAAAUAUUUAUGUAUAUAUAUAUAUAUAUGUACAUUGCUGUGUAACUUGUGCAUAGGUGUAUAGAUUGCCACUGUAGGCUAGAACACAUCGGUAGCUGGAAUGUACAUAACAUUCUCCAUCCAUCCCUCUUAACACCAUGUAUAUACCAAGGAUGUACUGAAAGCAUACAUUUUUCAAUUUAUGUUUAUGAAGAUAUUGAUGAAGCUAAGUCUAACUGACAAAUAAUACCCAAGAUGAAAAUGUGUCAUAACAUUUUCAUUCCUAAUAUAUGCAAAAAAAAUUUUUUUUAAAUUGAUUUUGAAAAAAUCAUUUCUGUUAAUAAAUGAACCAUAAGUAUUUAAUUACCAUCAAGAAAUCAUGGGAAAUUCAAAUCAGCAUAUUCCAAAAAUAUUUUCACAUGAUGUGUUCGCUUCUUUUUAAAAUGUUUUCCGGAUUAUUUUUUUGCAAAUUGUAUGUCCUGUUACUGUUGUGCAUUCCUCGUUAACAGAGGGAUGCAGGGAGAAGAAGUACCGCAACAUAUGAGAAGAAGUAUGUUAACAGCAUAUCUGUUAUUAGCAGUGUUCUCAUUCCCAAACAGAAUUAUCUUCCUCACCCAACUCGUCUGAUUGGGUGGGUGUUCCAGUACGGUCCAGUGUUACCCAUCUGGUUGACUGACAUCUAGUCUCUGAAUUGAACAUAUCUUACAGAAAAAAGACAGUUGUUAAAUUAUCUUAAUCAAAAUAUGAUAAGAAGGAGCUUAGAGACUCUCUUCAUUUUCAGCAGUAAUCUAGACUUGCCAAAUAUUAUAGACUUGCAUGGGCUGUAUUGGAUAUAUUUUAUCAGAGUCUGUAAGACAGACUACCCAUCUGGAUAAUGUGAUGGGUUUCUUGGGCCCCGAAUGCUGGAAGCUGAGACAGACUGCUGUAACAUACUUGGUCUUAUCUCUUCACUUUGCUUGUAUAUAUAGGACACACAGUGUGUUGUAGUGUCGGUAUAUCAUUGUGUAGCUAGUUUUAUUUGUUUCAUUAAUAUUUAGUCUUAGAUGGUACAUGUUCAGAGUUCAUAAAGUAACUGUAUUCACAUACACUUUUAAUUCUGAAUUGAAAACAUAGAAAGCUAAUUUAAACUUUCCUAUUUUCAAGCAUUUUGAUCAAUUUUAGUUUUCAAAUCCAAAGUUAUAAAAUGAUCUUAAAAAUUCAGUUAAUUCAUAAAAUGGUCUUCCGAUUCUAAAAAGGGGUAGAAAUAUCAUGAUUGUUCCUCCAGUAAGAUUAUCAGUGUAUGUUAGUAUAUAUUUUAUGUGAUGGAGUGAGUGCUGAAAAGAUCAACAUCCAAAAUGUCAGGGUUCCUAGCAUCACAUGAUGACUGCUCCAAUGUUUGUAACCAGAGCGUUACAGGCAACACCACCAAGUAGCUCUUUACUGAGGACAUAGUCACUCUUCCAUAUCUGGCUCGACCCAGGGUCAAACACAUUGUUUUUAUUCACCAGGCAAGGAAAUUAUCAAGAGCCAACAAAUUUUAUAUUUCAUGUCGUAACUUUUUGAAGAAAUUUAACAUGUAUGUUACUGAAUUUUUAAAAAUCAUAAUUAUUUAUUAUUUUAAUUUGGUUAUUUGCAAUUUGACAUCAACAAUUUAGUAUCUUAUUUCAUUUAAUAUGAUCAGGUUUACUGAAUCGAAAAAGUCAAAUAACAUUUUAAAUUUCAAAUUGAUAUUUAUAUAUAAGGAAAAAUAUUUUGAGUUGAAUUAAUAUGAUGUAGAAUUUAGAGCUCUUGGUACUUUCUCCGACCUGUUUUAGACAGUAAUUAGUGCACUUCAGCUUAGCAUGACUGUGAUAAACCCAAGGUGUGUGCGUGCUGUCAGGCACAUAGCCAGGCAGGGGGCACAUUGGGGCACCUCGGUCAUUGCUGCCAUAGCAACUGACUGGCUCAUCGGUGGGACUGUGAUGAGAGACUAGAAUAGUUUUCUCCUUUGUAUAUUACAUACAUUUAUCAUAUGAUCUUUUCUGGAAUUUCGAAGCAUGCUGUACUCUCACAUGUAGUGGUUACAUUUGAAAUAAUAGUUCAUAUUUUGUCCAGGGUUGUUGAGCUUCGGAUUACUUACCUCCCUUGAGUGGAGAUAAAACUCGAUUAUCUCCCUUGACUGUUUGUACAUUUUGACAUAUUUAUCAACAGUUCAAAUGCUAUGAUAUCUCAUCAGCUUAACACUUUGAUAUAUUUAUCCACUAAUCAUUUUACCAAAAGCAUGUAUAAUUUCAAUUAUAAUACUAAUUGAACAAUUUUUGAAUGUAUCAUUACAGGUGUGGGUAGCCUAGCUCUUAAAACCAUGAAAUGGGAUCAAAUAAAUGGAUUAUCAUGUUUCAGUAAAACACAUAUUUGUACUGUAAUGUCAUUUUCAUCAAUUUUUCCAUCAAUUGUCUUAAGCAAGUUUUAGCUGUAUGGACACUUUGCGUCCAAUCCAUUAAUCACUUUUCUAGAUGUCACAUAUCCAGACCCUCAUCCCGUAUCAGCUGACUUUAUGUCAUGCACCCAUCAUAUCACCUGUUGUCGUUGUCAGGUAGCGUAGAAUCACUAUACAUCCUCUCUCUCCAAGGGAUAAAGCCACCAUGUUGUGAUAGUGUCAGGGAGUAGUAGGGUAGCCUAAUAGUACAUGUGUUCACUCUUCAUGCAUAACGUUCUGGCCUGAUUCCCAAAUGGUUACAUUAUGUGACUCAUUUUCGGUUUCAUGUGCUAUGAUGUCUGUACCCUUACUUGUAAUGAAUUGUACUUCCCCAAUGGUAUUAUUUGGGCAGAGAGGAAAUAAUAUUCCCUAGAAUAGUGAGGAUGGAUCACCAAAGCCAUUACUGGUGUCACAUUUUGGGCUGUCAUAGCUAGGUGGUUGUACCCAUAGUUUCACGACGAGUUUGUAUCACCAUUAUUUCCGGUACAUUUCUCAUCACAAGUCAUAUGUGUAAAGGCUUUAAGUUGAUGUAAUAUGUUCGGAUUUUUAUUGUACCUUUUGUAGUGUUCAGUACUUUUCACUGAUCUUCAGCAGUUAAAUGUUAGAUGUGGAUAUCAGUGUCAGGACAUCAAAGUGAAUGUGAAUGCAGACUUAUAAUUGUGAACAGACAACCAGACAAGACCAGGCUGUUUUCCCCAUUGUGAUCUGAUUAAAUACUCUGAAGUACAUUGGCACCUUCAGACUUGUAGGAUUUUAUAAGUAAAGCUUACAUUUGUUAAACGACAGCAUUAUGCUUGCAAUCUAUUUGGGGAUAUUUAUUGAAAUCAACAAUUGUGCAAAAAGAUAUGAAAUAAACAACUUGUCCAAAGGGUGUUAGUUGGAAUACAAGUGAAGAGGGAGACAACUCUCAAGUACCUGGUCAUCCCUGCUAGCUAAAUGUGUGGGUGUGUUGUGUUGCUGUACAUUUAGCUUCUGGUUGUAAAAGCAUUUUCUUAUAUUUCCUGUAAAGUGACUUUAUAAACAUUUUAAAGUGUGAAAUAAACAGAUUUAGAAUCAA